AUGGUGGUGGUGCGCGCCUUGGAGCCGCAGGCCUGGAACGAGUCCGCCCCUGGCGCGCCAUGGGGAGGACAGUCCACGAUUUGGGACGCCUACCGGGACUUGACCUUGGCAACCAAGGGCCGGUUCCAGCAGCCGGAUCGCUUCAAGACCCGGCGCCUGGUCUUCGAGCUCGGCGAGAGCGCGGAGGCGAAGGGCGAGGUGUCGCGCCCGGGCCCUGCGCAGCCCCGGUCCGCCACCAUGCGGCGGCUGGUCCUGUGGCCGACGCCAACCUUCGACAGCUCCUGCUACAAGGCGAUGACUCAACGAAGCCCGGAGCCCAUCCCGCCGCUGCCCACGGCCUACGGGCGCCUGGACGAUGAGGUGCCUCAGCCUCCGCGCGUAGAGGAGGUGCCGGAGGUCUGGCGCCGCGCCGCCUGGUCCUCUGGGCCGGGGGUGGCCCGGGCCAACAGCUCCAGCCCCCGCUACGCGCCCCUGCGCUACGGGGCGGCCAUCUUGAGGCGGCCUUCCACUGCCAGCGGGGGAGGGGGCAGCGGGGCGUCCAGCCGCAGCUCGCACCUGCAGCGCUCGGCCUCGCAGCAGCAGUCCAUCUCGGCGCCCAGUAAAUGCAGCGGGAGGAGUGGGGCGACGUCAGGGAAGUCGAGCGCGAAGGAGGCGAAGGUUUAUGUGGACUCUCCUCCACUCGAGCUGAUUCCGCCAUGCAUGCCACAAGCCGCAUGA
Effrenium voratum is the source of this 717-nucleotide messenger RNA. The record is from the annotation of a GenBank genome assembly. NCBI's taxonomy places the organism in Eukaryota, Dinophyceae, Suessiales, Symbiodiniaceae.